GUUGAUAACGUAGUUAACUAUAUUUACGUUAUAAUAUUUUGGUGAUCAUGCUGGCAUAGAUUUUAACCACUGGGUUGCUCAGAUUAUUUCAAGCAAAGAAUACGGAAGCACGCUUUAUCAUUGCUCGAAGGUUUAUCUUACAAUACUUAAAGUAAGACACAAAUACAUAUUGACGGUGAACCUAGAAAGCGCUACAGAGCCUACUCACUAAUUAGAGAAAACAUUAUUACACUGUAAACAUGGACCAAACAACUUUUAUAGAAAAUACUACUCAACAAGAUAUAAAACAUAAAGUGGAAAACGAAGAAAAACAGCCUGCGUCAGUUCUUGGAGACAUAACCAGUUCAAAUGCUAGAGACUUACCAUACAUCAACACAAAAGAUGCCCCUGGGAUAGAUUUAAACGGACACUUGUUAGGGGGCUCAGUAACUGAAUAUAUACCACAUGAUGUACGUACACACCAAGGAAACGCAACGAAUGCAGGCGAGAAUUCAUGUGCAGGACGAAUUCAUCUAAAUGUAAAGCAUGAUAAUGAAAAUCUGGAAUUAAAUCUUAUAAGAGUUAAGAACGAUUCGCUCCCUGUUGUGUAUGUUGACCAAAGGGACACAACAGAACUUCAAAAUGAAAGUUCCAUUUGGGAAAAACCUAACAACAAAAAAGCUGUAGCGGCCAGCUCAGACUCAAGUCAAACUGAUGUUUAUAAAAGUGAGAUUGUCAAUGAAGAUGACGGAGCUGGGAAAAACGACAAAGCAACAGACACUGAGAUUAAGGAGCCAUGUUCUGUUGUCGAUAGCGACGUUUUUGAUGAUAUGUCGGAUGUCGCAACAUCUAUAAAAGAUGAUGUACAUAUGCAUUGUUCGACAGUUGAAAAUCCCGCUAAAUAUUGUAAUUAUGAUGCCUCGAAAGGUUCAAAUGAUGUUCCAAAAUUGAAUGCUGCCUCGCGGAACUUCCAAAGCGAUGAAUGGAAUGGAAAAGAAGAAAACAAUAAUAAACAUCUGAAAGAAGAGUUUGUACAAGAGCACGUGACUAAAAGAGACGGUGACCAAAAUUCAGCUGGAAAUACUGAAGUGGGUAUUAAAACCAAUGAUGUUAAAACUUCAGCAGUAAAAACACUCCGUCUCGUGUUGAUUGGGCAGACAGGUGCAGGGAAAAGCUCAACUGGAAACACGCUAUUGGGUGUCAACAAAUUUAACAGAUCAUCGUCUUCUAAAUCGUGUACAGAGGUAUCUCAAAGAGAAUCGACAGUGAAGAGAGGGUUGAUUUUAGAAGUCAUUGAUACCCCAGGGUUAUUUGAUACCCACAAACCACCAGAAGAAUUGAGAAAGGAAUUUUCGAAUUGCAUGAUGAUGACAAAUCCUGGUCCACACGUUUUCUUAUUGAUUCUUAAAAUGAAUCGCAUCACAGAACAAGAGAAGAAGACCCUUCGUUACUUAAAAGAAAUAUUUGGUGGAGAUCAAUUUCUGAGUUACACAAUUAUUGUUAUCACCAGGAAGGAGGAUUUUGAAGAAACAUGUUUCAAAAACACAGAAAAGACAAAUGAAGACAUACAUGAACUAUUUCAAACCACUCUAGAAAAUUCACCGGACCUGCACCACAUGGUUAGACAAUGUAAAAACCGCUAUUUUCUACUUUCUAACAAAGGGAGAGUUGAUGGAAUUAAACGUACCGAGCAAGCAAAUCAACUAAUGUCAUUGAUUCUCGAAAUGACACAAGAAAAUAAAAACACGUUUUACAGUUAUCAGUAUUUCAUUGAGUUAGAAGAAGAACGGAAGCAAAAACUGAAAAGAGAAGCUGAAAAGAAAGAAGAAGAUGAGCUAUUCAAAAGAGAAAUGGAGCAAAAGGAAGAACUUGCAAAAAUUAGAGAAAAAGAACUUCAGUUGGAACUAGAACGCGCAGAAAUGGAACGCGAAAGUGAGAAAGAAAGAGCAAGGAAUGAAAAAGCCCAAUUGGAAGCUAAACUUAGACAAGAACAGUUAAAAAGGCAAGGAGACCGAGAGAGAUACUUAGCAGAGUUAGAAAGAGAAAGAGAACGUAAAGAACGCAAGCGGGAGAAACUUCGUCAGGAAGCCAGAUGGGAGACCGAACGCAGAUAUAUCGAACAAAAUCAAUGGAGGUGUGUCGUGAUGUAAUGUUGAUUAAUAGUGAACUUUGAUGAACCUUGAUUCCUUAAUUUGUUUAAAUGUAUUUUAUAACACUGUCGUCACAUAAAACGAUGCAGAUGCAUUGUCUAAUAAUAUAAGUAAUACUAUACAUGUAUAUUAGCUUUCCGCCAUCCAGUGACACAAUAGUGUUAAAGAAGCCAACUUAAGUUUUCACUGUGCAUGUUUUUGCGCAAUCUAGUAAAAUACAGUGUAUUUAUACAUUCUAAGAAACUAUGAUACCACAUAUGAAAUUGAUCACAAUAAACAAAAUACAGAUAAUUAUAAUUCAUAUUGUGAAAGAAAACGAUUUGUCCGUUGAUCGGUAGGUGGGCGUUGCCACUGUGUUUUGAUGACGUCAUGAUGAUAUGAAUUUUUUUAGGAGUAUAUUAAAAGAGUAGACAUAAAAGAAAAGGUAAAAAGUAAAGUCUUUGAUUGACAUUUCACCCACGUGAAUAUGCUAAGUAUACUUAAGGUUAUUUUUCUUAAUUUUUUUGAAUGAAAUCGUUGUUCCAUAUCAUACUUAGUCUAGUAUUUGUAAUACUAGUACUCUGAUUACGUAGCAAAAUUUGGUGUAUAUUGAUAUUUUGAAUUAACCCCUGUGAAAAACCAGAUGGUAGAAUUUAGUACGUUGUAAAUAAAAGGAAGAGAAUUAUAUUACUAUUCACAUAUUAUAAUUUCACAAAAAUCGCUAUAAUAAUUGCAGUAUUUUUUCAUCUGCUUCAAAGUGCGGAAAAUGACAAUUUUCUUUAUAUUCGUGUAGUAAACUAAAUGAAUUUAGAGAUGGCCCCUCAUGCAAUUUUCUUAAUUGAAACUUUGCAAAUAUACAUGUACUAGCGAACGUAGGUAUAUAUUACAAAGAAUUGAAAAAAUGAAGAGAUUUUCUAUUAUAGUUUUUACGCAAUAAACUCAGAUUGGUCUUCUUAUAUCUUAAUUAUUCAUUCUAUAGCCAUUAAUUAUAAAACAAAUAACAAUUCACGGAUAGAAAUCGAUUCGAUUUUCCACGAUGUCGAUAACAUCAUAGCAAAACAUUUGUAUUUUUUUUUUUAUUAUAAAAAGAUGAUGAAAAGUUUUGAUCAACGUUCGGGCGAGUGAAAAUUCUGUAACAUAUAUACCUGGAACUACCACUAAUGCUUUUUAUGAAGAUGUGUUACAGAUUCUGAAGAUAUUUGCAACUUUGCCAUUUAGGUGUUGUUACCGAAAAAACGAAAGUGAAGUUUUUGAAAUUAGGGCGACCAUUUCGUAACAUCGAAAAUGUAAAUUUGGUUUGUUUUUUUACUUAUGCAAUUGUUAUGUAAUAUUAAUAUUUUGUUUUAAUCAAUUAAAAGUUUAUAACCAUGAAUUUGUUUCCUCGAUUAAGAACAGGUUUCUAUAAAAAAAAAUGUA
Magallana angulata is the source of this 3524-nucleotide messenger RNA. Its product is annotated as GTPase IMAP family member 7-like. NCBI's taxonomy places the organism in Eukaryota, Metazoa, Mollusca, Bivalvia, Ostreida, Ostreidae. The transcript is spliced from 2 exons. Gene Ontology annotation, molecular function: GTP binding. The record is from RefSeq and is a predicted model, not a curated record. Bases 240 to 2129 code for a protein of 629 amino acids.